AUGGAACAAAUAGGGUUGCUGCUGCUUCUAACAAUUAGAGUGCUUCCGGUGUCUGCUCAGUUCAAUGGUUACAACUGUGAUGCCAACCUCCACAGUAGAUUUCCUGCUGAAAGAGACAUCAAUGUCUACUGUGGAGUGCAGACUAUUACGAUGAAGAUUAAUUUUUGCACAGUACUUUUCUCGGGGUAUUCUGAAACAGAUCUGGCACUGAAUGGAAGGCAUGGGGAUUCCCACUGCAGGGGGUUCGUCAACAACAACACCUUCCCAGCAGUGGUCAUUUUCAUCAUCAAUCUCAGCACCUUGGAGGGCUGUGGAAACAACUUAGUGGUGUCCACAAUUCCUGGUGUCAGUGCUUAUGGAAAUGCAACUUCAGUACAAAUAGGAAAUAUUUCAGGAUAUAUUGAUACUCCAGACCCACCAACAAUCAUCAGCUACCUACCUGGACUUCUUUACAAAUUUAGUUGUAGCUAUCCACUGGAAUACCUGGUUAAUAACACCCAGCUUGCUUCGUCCUCAGCUGCUAUUUCUGUGAGAGAGAACAAUGGAACAUUUGUCAGCACUUUGAACCUGCUCCUUUAUAAUGAUUCAACCUACAGUCAGCAGUUAAUUAUCCCAAGUAUAGGAUUACCUUUGAAAACCAAAGUAUUUGCAGCUGUUCAAGCCACUAAUCUGGAUGGAAGAUGGAAUGUCUUAAUGGAUUAUUGCUAUACAACCCCAUCAGGGAAUCCAAACGAUGACAUUCGGUAUGACCUCUUCCUUAGCUGUGACAAAGAUCCUCAGACCACCGUCAUUGAAAAUGGCAGAAGCCAGCGCGGCCGGUUUUCCUUCGAGGUGUUCCGAUUUGUGAAACACAAGAAUCAGAAAAUGUCCACUGUCUUCCUGCACUGCGUCACCAAGCUCUGCAGAGCCGAUGACUGCCCCUUUCUUAUGCCAAUUUGUGGCCACAGAGAAAGGAGAGAUGCUGGGAAGAAGACAACCUGGAGCCCCCAGAGCACUUCAGGCAAUGCAGUCCUCUCUGCUGGUCCCAUCAUUACCCGGAGUGAUGAGACUCCAACCAACAAUUCACAGCUUGGCUCCCGGGAUGUGCCUCCCUUCCAGCUGAACACCGUCACCAGUGCGCUGAUAUCAGGAAUCGUCAUUCUGGGAGUCAUGAGUUUUUCCCUUCUCCUGUGCUCACUGACUCUUCUACACAGAAAGGGACCCACCAGUUUGGUGUUGAAUGGCAUAAGAAACCCAGUCUUUGAGUAAACAUGACAGGUGCAACUCUGGGAAAGCUUCACUGACUAUGGUGUGUGUCUGCAGUCAGUGUUCUUCUGAGUUGAAUGACAGUCAGCACUUGAUAUUUGUAGAUGUGAUAGAUUACAUAGUGUAGCUUACCAGCAUGAUGAUAGUGAAAUAAUUUUUAUU
Messenger RNA from Marmota monax (woodchuck), 1407 nucleotides. RefSeq names its product zona pellucida like domain containing 1 (gene Zpld1). Bases 1 to 1248 code for a protein of 415 amino acids. Gene Ontology annotation, cellular component: cell surface. The record is from RefSeq and is a predicted model, not a curated record. The transcript has 10 exons. Lineage: Eukaryota; Metazoa; Chordata; Mammalia; Rodentia; Sciuridae.